AUCCGCGUGACGACGACCGGGAUUGUUCGGCGUUUGUUUGUGAUCUUCGAUUCGCAGUGUCCCUCAGCUACUCACGACUCACGAUGUCCCCCCCUAUAUAUACCUCGCAUACCAUCACGCAGCUGGUAACUCGCACUAGUCAUUCACUUUCAAUCCAAACUCUAUCGCUACCCCCGAGCAGGAUAUAUAAGAAUGGAAACCAUCAGAUCCGUUACCAACACCAUCUCCGAAGCGGCCUCGUCGGCGUUCCAGUCGUCCUACGAUGUCGCCAGGAAAGGCUUUGGCGAGGGUACCAACGAGCAUUACGAUCGAGCCCGCCCGUCCUACCCAGCCGAAUCUCUGCAAAACAUCCACAAGAGCCUCUCCCCGACCGCCUUGUCCCGCCCAGAGGGCCUGAACAUCAUCGAGCUCGGCUCAGGUACCGGUCUCUUUUCCCGGAUCUUGCUCGCCCCGCCCUCCUCCGAAUAUCCUACAUGGAACAUCCACUCGUUGUACGCCGUCGAGCCUUCCGAGGGAAUGAGGACGCAGUGGACCAAGAAAUACGACGGACUCGUAGAAUCGGGAGACUUUGACCCGGGACGAGUCGUCAAUGGUGGCGAGGUCCAGACGUUGAAUGGGGGGUUCACGGACUUGUCCGGAUUGAAAUCGAGGUUGAGGGAGAGGGGGGAAGAGGAGCAAUGGGCGGACUUGGUCGUCAUGGCUCAGGCUUGGCACUGGGCCCAUCCUGAUUACGAUGCCGCUAUCAAAGAGAUUGCCUCGAUCAUGAAACCAGACGGCGUCUUGGUCUUUAUCUGGAACAACGAAAACCGUGAUCCCCCCUAUCCGCAAGAUCUACGAACGUUUGAGAUGUCGCUCGAGGCCGGGACGCCACAACAACACCGAGGUCUCUGGGAGGCUACCUUUGAAGCUCCAAGUUACACCGCCAACUUCAGGGAAGAACGGGGUGACCGAAACAUUGUCCACUGGAAGUCUGUGCAUGACGACCGCAAGCGUAUCGACAGGGUGCUUUCCAAGUCGUACGUGGCUUCUCGUUCGGAAACGGAAAAGGAAGAUAUCAUCGCCAAGAUCAAGGAGAUUCAGACGACCGACGACGGGAAGGAAUGGAUCGAUCGAGAGGCUGGAACGUAUUAUCAACCUUGGUGGACUCUGGUCGUCGCCAUGCACCGGAAGUAACGGCUCAAAUUGGUAAAACUUCCACCGCACUUCAUGCCCUAAAUGAAGCUCUUCGUCGUUUGUGUUUGGAGGUACCAUGCGGUCCGUCUUACCUGGAGACAUGAGCGCUUGGGGACGCUUCAAUUCCAUGUGAUUCCCCUAGAGACCCAUUGAGCCGAUUUGUGCUGCGACUCGCGAUACGACACAGCAGAACCACCAUCCAGGUGAUGUGCUUGACAAGGAGUGAAACACGGUUGACAUUCGCAAUUUCGCAAGCGUACAUGUGAUGUU
This is a messenger RNA of Filobasidium floriforme, 1443 nucleotides long. RefSeq names its product S-adenosyl-L-methionine-dependent methyltransferase. Lineage: Eukaryota; Fungi; Basidiomycota; Tremellomycetes; Filobasidiales; Filobasidiaceae. The coding region runs from base 193 to 1173 and encodes 326 amino acids. The record is from RefSeq and is a predicted model, not a curated record. The transcript is spliced from 7 exons.